AUGUGGUGGUAUGGAAGCGAUUGCGCAAAUCUGCUCUAUUUUUUGUUACAGUGUGUUUCAGUAAUAUGCGUACUAGUUUUGCAGACAAUCUCAUUCUGCAGCGGAAGGAAGGAAAGUGGAUCAUCGAAAGAGACGGUGAUGGCAACUGCGAUAUUAAACGACAAAGAUGAGAAGUUAGCCAGCCCAAUACCAUCCCAAGAAUCUGAUGCCUCAGCGCAGGUGGGAACCAAAGAUACUGACAGCAAGGAACGACGUGGAUCAGCUGAGGAGAAUGGCAGUAUCGAAAGACCUCAACCGAAACAAGUGUUCCCCAAAAGGAGAAAACGUGCCAAGCUCGAUCCUGCUGAUCUAUCAGAAAGCAUAAAAACGGAACAUACUAUCUAUGAAAGGCGUACAAAAACUCGCGACGAUUCAGCUCAACCCUCAAUGAGGUUACAGCAACAUAGGAGUGACAACCUUAUAUUGGAGGAACCCACCCAGAAAGUGCUCUCUCAAGAACCUAUGGUGGAACAGUUAACCGAUGCUUUAAAUGAAGUGAAAACGCAGAAUACGCAGAGGCCGGGGAGGAACGUGCUUGGCGCGGACUUGUUUGAAGAGGAUACACAACCACAAGUAGUUGGGUCAGAAUUACCGGAAAGGCAAGCGAGUUCACCGCGACGGCGGAAGUCUAGACGCAAAAUCACCACGUUGCUUCCCUACCAAGGUACUCCGGUGGUGCAUGCGACAGCUUCGGAAAAAGCUGCCAGAUCGAAGUCGUCAACACCUCUCUGUAAGCAGGAAAUCUCAGAGCCUGUGGGACAGUGGGUGAUGCUUAUGUUUGGGCGGAUAAUAGUAAUGCUCGUUCGAUGGGGUCAGGGUAGCCAGCGAAGGGUCUAG
Molecule: messenger RNA, 876 nt
Organism: Necator americanus (New World hookworm)
Lineage: Eukaryota; Metazoa; Nematoda; Chromadorea; Rhabditida; Ancylostomatidae
Exons: 6
Coding region: 1-876 (291 amino acids)
Source: RefSeq, a predicted model, not a curated record